AUGGCAGGACCCCAUAUGUCCAAAAUAGCCUCAGUGGGAGGUCGACCAACAAUCCCCCUGGAUGUCCCAAUAUGCGCCGUCUUCCUCGCCCUUUUUAUAGACGGUGGUGCCUGCCACAUGACUCUAUUCCGCCGCAACCUCGCAAGAGGCCACAAAUUCGUUCCAUCGGGCGUAACAUUUGGGUUCUGCAUGUCGCGUAUUGUCGCAAAUAUCAUGCGUAUCGCCUGGGCCUGUCGCCCGAACAACGCUAGCAUCGCGAUCGCAGCACAGAUCUUCGUCGCAGCGGGCGUGUUGCUGCUUUUCAUCUUGAACUUGCUAUACGUACAGCGUAUGUUCCGAGCUGUCUACCCGGUCCUCGGAUGGUCCCGACCAUUAUCGUGGGCGUUCAAAGCACUGUAUGCUCUAGUCGUGGCGACGAUUAUCAUGGUCAUCACUUGUGUUAUUCAGAGCUCGUACACUCUCAACCCGAACAUCCUUCGCAUUGAUCGCGAUAUCCAGCUUUACGGUCAGACCUACUUCGCCAUCAUCUCGUUCCUACCGCUUCCUCUUCUCUUGCUUGUCCUCCUAUCUCGAAACAGAAAGCAAAUCCAACAGGUUGGUUCUGGUAGCUCGGUCGCUAAAGUCUUCAUCGUCGGAUUUGUUGGCUCGUUGCUUUGUCUGGGUUCAUCAUUCCGUGCCGGUACCUCUUGGAUGCCACCUCGUCCUAUCACCGACCCAGCUUGGUAUCACAGCAAGGCCUGCUUCUAUAUCUUUAAUUUCGCCAUUGAUUUUUCGGUCGUGGCUAUCUUCUUCGUCGGUCGUGUUGACCAGCGAUUCUGGGUUCCGAAUGGAAGCUCGAAAGUGUGCCACUACAGACGAGAUGAGAAUGGAAGUUCUCUUACACCUCAUGAUGAACGGGAUAUCGAGAGUGAGGGUAGCACUUUGUCCCACGAUCUGGCCGAAGAAACAAAAUAA
Messenger RNA from Penicillium verrucosum, 954 nucleotides. RefSeq lists its product as uncharacterized. The record is from RefSeq and is a predicted model, not a curated record. NCBI's taxonomy places the organism in Eukaryota, Fungi, Ascomycota, Eurotiomycetes, Eurotiales, Aspergillaceae. The transcript has a single exon. The coding region runs from base 1 to 954 and encodes 317 amino acids.